AUGAACUCUAAGACUGUUUUGGUUACGUGUGGUGCCACAAUACCUUUCCCAAAGUUAAUUUCCUGCAUUUUGAGUCCCGAAUUUAUCAGAAGUCUCAUAGACAAUGGGUUUAAUAGGCUGAUUGUUCAAUUUGGUAGAGGGUAUGGACUAUUGUUUGGAAAGCAAUUGGGCCUUCUGAAGCCCUCUGAAGAGAAACUAAGCUCUUUGACUUCUUGUCAGCUUGGAUCUGAUCAGGUAUGUUGUUUCAAAAUAGAUAAUCUGGAAAUUGUAGGAAUGGAAUAUUCGACAAGGAUACAAGAACUAAUAAAGGAUUCCGCUGAUCUGGUCAUUUCUCAUGCUGGAACAGGAUCAAUCCUUGAUUCUUUAAGAUUACAUAAACCAUUGAUCGUGGUGAUAAAUGAGGAUUUAAUGGAUAAUCACCAACAACAAAUUGCUGAUAAGUUUGAAGAAUUGGGCUAUGUAUGGUCGUGCAAGCCACAAACUUCGAGACUAAUUGAUUGCCUAGACAAGUCCCAGCGCAAAAAUACGGAACUUGUACCGUUACCUAACGCUCAUAACAAGAAUUUUGAAAACACACUAAUUAAUUUAGCAAACUCUUGA
Molecule: messenger RNA, 600 nt
Organism: Kazachstania africana CBS 2517
Lineage: Eukaryota; Fungi; Ascomycota; Saccharomycetes; Saccharomycetales; Saccharomycetaceae
Gene: ALG13
Product: N-acetylglucosaminyldiphosphodolichol N-acetylglucosaminyltransferase catalytic subunit ALG13
Exons: 1
Coding region: 1-600 (199 amino acids)
Biological process (GO): dolichol-linked oligosaccharide biosynthetic process
Cellular component (GO): extrinsic component of endoplasmic reticulum membrane; UDP-N-acetylglucosamine transferase complex
Molecular function (GO): hexosyltransferase activity
Source: RefSeq, a predicted model, not a curated record